Messenger RNA from Trichoderma harzianum CBS 226.95, 1725 nucleotides. RefSeq lists its product as hypothetical. Bases 1 to 1725 code for a protein of 574 amino acids. Lineage: Eukaryota; Fungi; Ascomycota; Sordariomycetes; Hypocreales; Hypocreaceae. Gene Ontology annotation, molecular function: zinc ion transmembrane transporter activity. Gene Ontology annotation, cellular component: membrane; Golgi apparatus. The record is from RefSeq and is a predicted model, not a curated record. The transcript has 3 exons. Gene Ontology annotation, biological process: intracellular zinc ion homeostasis; transmembrane transport; zinc ion transport.
AUGGCAGCCUCGUAUUCCCUGCCGUCGUCGGCAUUGCCGCACGCUCACCGGGUUCACACCCGGUCCCAGCCGGCAUCACUCAACGCCUGGCGAAUGACGGUGUCAAGCGAGAGUCUGCCCUCUGCGCUGGAGGACGACGAGGACCAGGGCCACGAUCACGAUCACGAUCACGAUCGCGACCAUGACCAUGACCAUGAUCACGACCACAAUUACGACCAUAGCCGCUCCCAAUCCCACUCUCACCCGCGCUCGCAGGCAUAUUCCAUUCCACCGCCGCUGCCAUCUCCCUCGCACUUGCACGCGCACUCCUUCAGCUUCCCACGCCACGGCCGCAGCGGCUCGCAAACUUCCAAUGCAAGCUCUACCGAGAAGCCGUCAAUAGGAGGCGCAGGGAGCUGGUCUCAGGCGAGGAGGAAUCGCUAUACUCCUGAAGUUAUUGACGAAUCUGCUCACGACCAUGAUCAUGACCACGACCACAAUCAUGACCACAGCCAUUCCCAUUCGCAUUCUCACUCGCAUUCUCCUGCCCACUCCCACUCUCAUUCCAAUGGCCACAGCCACGAUCAUAGCCACAGUCACCACCAUGGCCAUGACCACACCCACGAGGCCGGCCACGACCAUAGCCCCAAGCGGUCUCUCUUUACAAGAACAAUCCUCCCCUACACGGUUGGAUGGCCCAUUCUUUAUUCCAUAAUAGCCGAGAAAGAUUCAAGGCGGAUAUUUUACUUCAUGUCGCUCAACUUUGGUUUCAUGAUCAUCCAGGCCUUUUAUGGCUUCGUAACCGACUCGCUGGGCCUUCUCAGCGACAGUAUUCACAUGUUCUUCGACUGUGUUGCCCUGCUCGUAGGAUUGUUGGCAGCUGUCCUGAGCAAGUGGCCGAAGAGCCAGCGGUUCCCAUAUGGCUUCGGAAAAGUUGAAACGCUGAGUGGAUUCGCCAAUGGCAUUCUGUUAAUGCUCCUCAGUGUUGAAAUUGCGUUCGAGGCGUUUGAGCGAUUGUGGGAAGGAACGCAAACAAAGCGGCUAGGCGAGCUCUUCGUUGUCAGCAGCCUUGGCUUGGCCGUGAAUUUGGUUGGCAUGAUGGCGUUUGGACACCACCAUCACGGCCAUGACCAUGGACAUGGACAUAGCCAUGGGCAUUCUCACGGUGAGAAGCAUGACCAUGGAUGCAGCUCACACUCGAGCCACAACCACAACCAUGGCCAUGGCCAUGACCAUGACAAUGAAAAUAUGCGUGGCAUCUACCUGCAUGUUUUGGCAGACACUUUGGGCAGUGUCUCAGUCAUUGUAUCUACAGUUUUGACAAGCUUCUGGGGCUGGUCCGGGUGGGAUCCGCUGGCUUCGUGCUUCAUUGCAGGCCUCAUCUUUUUAUCUGCACAGCCACUCGUGUUUUCAUCAGCGAAGCGUCUACUUUUGACCGUUCCCGAGGGUGUCGAGUACAACCUACGGAACACUCUUGCCGGCAUUGGACAACAGCGAGGCGUCGUGAGCUAUGCGACUCCGAAAUUUUGGAUGGAUGAUUAUGGAGGCAAUCAAUUAUUGGGCGUUGUUCAUGUCACGGUGGCCCGUGGCGCUGCCCUGGAGGAGACUAAAGACCGUGUCCGGGAGUAUCUGCUCAAGGAGGGCAUUGAUGCCGUCAUACAAGUGGAAAGAGAUGGAGAUAAUGGAUGCUGGUGUACUCGCGGACGAGCUCCAACCAACCCGCCGCAGAUGUCCAAGCAAUUCUAG